AUGACAUCGCUUAUCCUUUUGGGGAUAUUAACACAUCUAAUUUACAUCAUUGCUGUAUUUGAAAGUUAUAUCCAAUCGCCACUGGUCCAUGGCAUGCAAGGACAUUCAGUUCGUCAACGACCUCCUGCUAAACGUCUUGUCCUCUUUGUAGGAGAUGGUCUACGAGCUGAUAAGCUAUUUCAUAUCCAAGAUAAUAUUGCAAGAGCUCCAUUUUUGAGGGAAAAAGUUUUAAAAUAUGGUAGUUGGGGCGUAUCUCAUACCAGAGCACCAACAGAAACUAGGCCAGCUCAUAUUGCAUUAAUCGCUGGCUUUUUUGAGGAUAUUACUGCCAUCAAGAAAGGUUGGAAAGAAAAUCCAGUCAAAUUCGAUUCAGUCUUUAAUCGAAGUACUCAUACAUGGUCAUGGGGCAGUCCAGAUGUUCUACCUAUUUUUAAUAAAGGAGCUGCGAAACGAAAGAUGACAACGUUUAUGUACUCACUACCAUUCCAAAAUUCUGUUUACUAUAAUGGUAUUGUAUUGGACAAGUGGGUGAUUGAAAACUUCAGAAAGUUUUUUACCCAGGCAAAGUCUAACCAGGCUCUCAAACGAGCAUUGAAUCAAGAAGGAAUUAUGCUAUUUUGUCAUUUACUUGGAAUUGAUACUAAUGGCCAUUACUAUAAGCCGUACUCCCAGCAAUACAUAGAAAAUAUUCGUUAUGUUGAUACUGCAGUCAGGAAGAUGGUUAACAUUAUUGAAGAUUUUUUCGGCCAUGAUGGAAAAACGGCUUUUAUUUUUACUUCAGAUCAUGGGAUGAUGGAUUCAGGGUCGCAUGGUUCUGGUAGAAUACAAGAAACGUAUUCUCCAUUUAUAGCGUGGGGAGCCGGAAUUGCAUGGCCGGUACAUCCGAAUCCAAUUGAUGACUAUAAUGAUCGUUUAGCGAGUGAAUGGAAGCUACUGGGUUAUAGGAGAUUAGACAUCAAGCAGAUUGAUAUACCGCCUUUAAUGUCGAGCUUGCUUGGAAUAGCUAUACCGAUUAAUUCAAUGGGAAUUUUACCCAUUUCGUAUCUAAAUGCAAGUAAGUCUUAUAUUGCCGAAAGUACGAUUGUUAAUGCAAAACAGCUCGUCGCUCAGUUCGAGGUAUAG
Molecule: messenger RNA, 1122 nt
Organism: Trichoplax adhaerens
Lineage: Eukaryota; Metazoa; Placozoa; Uniplacotomia; Trichoplacea; Trichoplacidae
Exons: 9
Coding region: 1-1122 (373 amino acids)
Biological process (GO): GPI anchor biosynthetic process
Cellular component (GO): endoplasmic reticulum membrane
Molecular function (GO): mannose-ethanolamine phosphotransferase activity
Source: RefSeq, a predicted model, not a curated record